Diprion similis is the source of this 1141-nucleotide messenger RNA. RefSeq names its product lipid storage droplets surface-binding protein 2-like. Gene Ontology annotation, cellular component: cytosol; lipid droplet. The record is from RefSeq and is a predicted model, not a curated record. Gene Ontology annotation, biological process: lipid storage; positive regulation of triglyceride storage. The transcript has 4 exons. Bases 196 to 1020 code for a protein of 274 amino acids. NCBI's taxonomy places the organism in Eukaryota, Metazoa, Arthropoda, Insecta, Hymenoptera, Diprionidae.
UGCGAGUAGACCGCAACCGCUGGAAAGGAUCGCCCCAAUCUGUUCUCUGAUUAGCUCAUUCAAAUUCUGUCCGCUGUCGCGCAUGCUCGUUCCAUCUUAUAAGCGUACAGAGUGCCGAGCCCCUCGUAUUCUCCGUGCUGUUGCGAUACUGUUCACGUGUUCCUCGUUAAAGCGUAUCGUAUUACAACUUUCACGAUGGUGUCCGAGACGGUUCAGCUACCUCAAAUAGAAUUGUUCAACCGAGUAUUGGGGCUGCCGAUGAUCGAGUUUGCGCUGACCAAGUCGGCUUCGACGUACUCUCGAGUUAAGGAUUCUCACCAGCUGGUGUAUUGGGCACUUUCGAGUGCCGAGGCGUCCCUGAGCAAUGCGACAAACCAGGCGGUUCCAAUUGCAGCUCCGAUCGCGAAGAGACUUGAGAAUUCGAUUCAUCUGGUUGACCAGACGCUGUGCAAAGGACUUGACAAGAUCGAAGAGAAGGUCCCAAUGGUCAAGGAGAAGCCUGAAAUUAUCCUCGAGUCAGCCGUUGGACUCGCGAUGAGGACCGUCCAGCCGGCAGUAUCGCGGAUUUCAUACGUCAACGACCUCUUCUUGACUCAAGCGGCCAGUCUGAAGACCCUGAGCUGGAACAAGGCGAACGACAUCCUUGGGACUCAGGUUGGAACAGUGGCGCUUCAGGGAUUCGAUAGCACCGCUGCGGUUGCUGACAAGUUGAUCGACCAUUAUUUCCCGGCUUCUGGAGUAGAGGAGGAUACAGUUCCGGUUUCGUUGGAAGAGGACAAAUUACUGCAUACUCUGCAGACUGUCGGGCGUCUAUCCAACAAGGCUGCUCGUCGGGUUUACGCGAGUGUGAGCCAACGCCUCAAAACUCUAGGCACCGAUGAUUUGAGAGAGUACGUGAGUCACAUUGUCACAAUUCUGCAUCUGAACCAGUACCUCAACGCCAUUAAUGACAAAGUCCAGGCGAUGACGGGACCGAAGGAGGAAGCGAGCAUAUCUACUACAUCCCAGAAAUCCUUAUAAUUGACAUGUUUUUUAAAUUUUCAUUUACAUUUCUUUUUCAUUGCCAAAGUUCACAAUUUGAAAGAAAUUUCUCAGAGCGAUGUUCUCUAUUUAUGUAAUAUUUUUAUGUCAACUAGUGUAG